This is a messenger RNA of Anolis sagrei ordinatus, 939 nucleotides long. Its product is annotated as olfactory receptor 5V1-like. Gene Ontology annotation, molecular function: odorant binding; olfactory receptor activity; G protein-coupled receptor activity. Lineage: Eukaryota; Metazoa; Chordata; Lepidosauria; Squamata; Anolidae. Gene Ontology annotation, cellular component: membrane. The record is from RefSeq and is a predicted model, not a curated record. Gene Ontology annotation, biological process: G protein-coupled receptor signaling pathway.
AUGCUCAAUGAAACAGUACUGACUGAAUUCCUCAUCUUAGGUUUCUCUAGUCUUCAGGAAUUGCAGCUGCUGCUAUUCUUCAUCUUCCUUGCUAUGUAUACUUGUACUCUGGUUGGGAACAUCUGCAUAAUUACCAUUGCCUGUCUGGAUUCUCAGCUUCAGACACCCAUGUACUUUUUCUUAGGGAACCUCUCAUUUCUGGAUAUCUGUUACACCACUACCAAUGUCCCACAGAUGCUGGUGCACCUUGUGUCGGAGAAGAAAAGUAUCACAUACAUUGGGUGUAUUGUGCAGCUCUAUUUCUUUAUCACAUUUGUGGGUACUGAAUGCGUCCUUCUGGCUGCAAUGGCCUAUGAUCGCUUUGUAGCUAUAUGCCAUCCUCUGAAGUAUGCAACCAUCAUGAGGAAAGUCCUUUGUCGCCAGUUAGCUGGUGCUUGCUGGGCAAGUGGCAUUCUUAACUCUGCUGUACACACCUACAUGACUUUCCGACUCCCAUUCUGUGGAUCCAAUCAUCUCAACUACUUCUUUUGUGAUAUCCCUCCCUUGCUACUGCUUUCCUGUGGAGACACUUCCCUUAAUGAGAUAAUUUUGCUCAUUGUAGGAGUCUUCAUAGGAUGGGUUCCUUUUGUCUGCAUAGUCCUCUCAUAUGUCUAUAUCAUCUCUACCAUUCUGAAGGUACGCUGCAGCGAAAGGAGACUCAAAGCAUUCUCUACUUGCACCUCACAUCUUACCAUUGUUUUUUUGUUUUAUGGAAGUGCCAUCUUCAACUAUGUCCGGCCAAUAUCAACCUAUUCAAUAGAAAAAGAUAGGCUCAUUUCUGUCCUUUACAGCAUUGUUACCCCCAUGCUAAACCCUUUGAUAUAUACCUUGAGAAACAAAGACAUGAAGGUUGCUCUGAAAAAAAGACUUGGUUCAAAGAAAAUCCUGCUACUGUGUUAA